AUGGUACCGAGUCACAGAUCCGCUUCCCAGCUAUGGGCUAUUGCUCGGCGGAAGCUCUUCACUCGGCGAGAACCCAGGAGCAGCGAGCAUGACUACCCACAACACCGUUCCUAUAAUUCUGUUUCAUCUUCUUCCUUCAGCGAGCACACCGACGGCUUCUACAAGUACUCGUUGGAAGUUCUACAACAGAGUGACGAAGAAUACAGAGAUACGGUUGAGAGCAUGGGAUUGCGGUCUUCGGACAGCACAGGGAUGUCGUACACGUCAGCUCGAACGGCCCCUGCCGAAUUCCCUUUCUCUCCUUACGCCGUUGGCGCUGUCGAAUGGAAUACUGUCACGGGAUAUCUCAAGAAUCUGGAUGAUGCGCAGGGCUAUGAUGUUUCGUCCUGGAGGAACAGUGUGCUGGCUGUAUACGUGAAGGUGUACACCGUCGCUAAAGUGGUCUUCAUGUGCUUCAUCCACUAUGGCGUUGAACUGGAUGGAUUUCAGGGCGGCCUAAUGGUUUGCAUCAGGGACGCAGAAGAUGCCAUCGCGUCCAAAAACAUCGCUCCCUUGGUGGAAUGCGUUGAGAAGUUGUACCACGCCCUUUACGCGAGGCUUAUGAUGGAGCUUGUCAUGGUCGACCUAUGCUCUUGCUUCAGUAUCGAGGUAACACGCGUUUCUUCGCAUAACAACUUCAUGCUCCCUGAGCCACGCCACUUGUACAACAUACUCUUGACUUGCAAGCAGAUCCUCGAUAGCCCGACUGUCUGCAAGAUCUUUAACAAAGAAUCUGUUCGGAACUAUCAGGCUACUUUAGUCCACCGCGCUGUGACAAAGGUCAACAGCAUGCCGUUCGCCUUGGACGAUCUCAUCGGAUAUCGGAGAUUUACCCUUGGGAUUAUCGAGAACCCGGAUUCUUCAUUUCGCCAGAAGUGGGCUGGGAGUGGCCUGAUCUACCAUAUGCCACCGCCCAAGGUCCUCAUCGUUCAUUCUGAGAGAUACAUGUCCUUCACACCGAGGAACACUUAUCAGUUUAUGAUCCCCCAGCAGCCCCUUCCCUUCAUUCAGCGGCACAAUGUCGACCCAGCAUUCACGGAAAGGGCACGUACUUCGGAUCACCGGCAGGCCGCGCUAGCCAUGCUUGAAGGCAAGACUGUGGGUGUUCUCCGCAACCAGGGCACCAUGCAACAGCUGAUCGAAUACGCCAAACGGAGAAAGUGUGAUUGUACCCAGGAUCCGGACCGUCUCUGCCCCUGCGCGGAGUGGAAUAUGAUCCUGUUACUGAGUCAGGUUAACGCAAACCGUGGGACUCUUGGAAUUCGCGACCGGUGCACGGUUCUUUCGAAGGCCGUGUUCCAAGAGCUUUCUUCCAUCCGGGAAGAUGUUGACGUCUUUGAGUCUGUCUGUAUCUGUGCUUGUCUGGGAUUCCCGCCCGGCACAGCAAUCUCUGGGAAACUUUUAGCGGGCAUGGUGCCCAAGACUCUUGUUGUUAGUUCGACAAAUUGUUUAUCAUUCUUCUCCUCUCCUCUCGCUUCGCCGGUAGUAAUUAGACGCAGCCCACUGUGGAGCGCUCAUUCGGGGGCCCCCAGCAGCAUCUGGGUGCGACGAUAUCGCGCCGUCUGGCCUUCCUACGGCAUCACCACCCCCAUCCCGGAUCCUAAUCCACAGUUCCCCAUCUCCCGCUCGCCUUUCUGCUUCCAGACAGGCUAUGCUCUCUGCGCCAAACGGCCCUCGCGUCCCUUCCCCCCACCGUUCCUGUCUCCGCCCUCUUCCUCCUUUUCCGACCCGCUGACCACCCACUACCUGAGUCAGGAUAAGAGAUUAUCCGUCCGGGGGGAUCUGGUCCGCGGCCUGAACAACGGCGACGAUGCUGUUUUAGUGGCGGAGAAUUACCUCGCCGUGAACGAUGGGGUCGGGGCGUGGGCAACCAAGCCGAGAGGUCAUGCUGCGCUUUGGUCUAGACUGCUCCUCCAUUACUGGGCCCUGGAACUUGAACGAGAACCCAAUGGCCAGUCCGAGUUAGAUCCUAUCGGCUAUCUCCAACGCGCAUACGAGGAAACCAUUCGAGCAACGACUUCCCCAGGUGAAUGGCUGGGAACUACUACAUCCGUCACAGCAAUACUGCACUGGAAGCGCGAUGCUACGGGAAACACACGGCCCUUGCUCUACGUGACCAAUAUAGGUGACUGCAAGAUCUUUGUCAUCCGGCCUAGCGAGAAGAGAAUCCUCUUUCGGACCAAGGAACAAUGGCAUUGGUUCGACUGUCCUAUGCAGCUGGGCACCAACAGCGUCGAUACUCCCCAGAAGGAUGCAGUCCUUUCCUUGAUUGAUGUGCAGGAGGAUGACCUCGUGGUGGCCGUGUCAGACGGUAUCGUGGACAAUCUGUGGGAGCAUGAGAUCCUGACGAUCAUCCUGGAUAGUCUGGAGAAGUGGCAGCAAGGACGUCAUGAAGACAAGGACUCGGAGUGGGCACCUCCGGCUGUGAUGGCGGACGAGCAGAUGGUGUUUAUAGCGAGGGAGCUGCUCAAGUCUGCUCUGGAGAUUGCCCAGGAUCCCUUUGCGGAGAGUCCGUACAUGGAGAAGGCGGUGGAUGAAGGACUGGCCGUGCAGGGUGGUGAGUGUCUUCGCAUACCGGUUCAGAGAGACGACCAGACAGUCAAGAUGAGGGCCAAGCGAUCCAAGAAGUACCGCAAGCUCAUGCACCAGUAUGAGCUUACGUUCGGGUUCCGUGAGCCAUAUCAGGUUCUGGUUGACUCCAAUUUCCUCCGCGCCGUUCACUCUUUCAAAAUGGACUUGAUCCCCGCUCUGGAGCGCACUCUUCAAGGCAAACCCAAGCCUCUCCUCACAAAAUGCUCCCUCGCCGCAAUAAUGGCCUCCCAACCCAUCAACCCUAAGACCAACAACCCCUACCGCCCCGACCACCUUCCCCCACCCACCACUCUCCCUCUCCGCCACUGCUCCCACAACGCCGACUCGACCCCCAUCGACGAAGUCGAGUGCCUGCUCUCCCUCCUCUCCCCGUCCGCCGAGAGCAAAAAGAACAAGGAACAUUACAUCCUUGCGACAGCGGACCCGCACAACGCCAAGGACAAGUCCGCGACGGACAACACGUCCGCUGGACGGAAACGCAAGCGCGACGCAGAGGAUAAGGCAGAGGCGGCGCUUCGGAAGUCGAGGUUGCUACGGCGUCAGGCUCGGUCGAUUCCGGGUGUGCCGAUCGUGUAUGUGAAGCGGUCGGUGAUGGUGUUGGAGCCGAUGAGUGAUCCGUCGGAUGCAAUUAGGGAGGGUGUGGAGAAGGGGAAGUUUAGGGUUGGGUUGAAUGAUGAGGCGAAGAAGAAGACGACGACGGCGGCGGCUGGGGAUGGUGAGAAGACGAAGAAGAAGAGGGAUUUGAAGAAGCCCAAGGGCCCGAAUCCGUUGAGUGUGAAGAAGCCGAAGAAGAGGGCGCCCGAGGGUACCACUGCCGGGAAGACGGAGAAGCCGAAGAGAGAGGCUGAAGAGAGGCCUGCUGCGGAGGAGAGGGAGGGUGAGGAUGGUGAUGCUGCGCCGAAGGCGAAGCGCAGACGUCGUCAUCAUAAGGGCGGUGCUGGGAAGAUGGAGGGUGAUGGUGAAGGUGGUGCGGAAGCUGUUGCUGCUGCUGCUGCGCCGGCUGAUGCCAUGGAUGAUUGA
Messenger RNA from Aspergillus neoniger CBS 115656, 3651 nucleotides. RefSeq lists its product as uncharacterized. Gene Ontology annotation, molecular function: small ribosomal subunit rRNA binding. The transcript is spliced from 10 exons. Gene Ontology annotation, cellular component: nucleolus; small-subunit processome. The coding region runs from base 1 to 3651 and encodes 1216 amino acids. The record is from RefSeq and is a predicted model, not a curated record. NCBI's taxonomy places the organism in Eukaryota, Fungi, Ascomycota, Eurotiomycetes, Eurotiales, Aspergillaceae.